UGUGCCAUUUGGAGAUGAAAGUUCCACGCGCACUGAUGGCUAUCUGAAAGAACAUAGGAGUUAAGGACACUGGUGCAUGAGCUACGACAGACAGACGCACGACUCUGGACUAAUAACUCUGUUCAGUCACUGCUCUUAUAAAAGUAGCCAUAUCUUUUCUGCUAUUUUACGCACAGGGAGCAGACAACCCUGACAGAUCAAAAUGAUGACCAAAACAUUUGGGAAAAAUGGGGAUGUGAGUGAGCUGGUUAGCUCCCUCAGCUGGCUGGAGGAGGAUGGCAGCUCACAGGACGGAGAUGAAAGCCCAGAGAUAAGAGGACGUCAUGGUUUGAUUGUAGGUGGCCGGAUCCACUCCUGCACAGAACUGGGCAGUGAGGAUAUGGAGGAAGAAGAAGAAGAGGAUGAUGAGGAGGAGAUCGGACCAAAUGGAGAGAAGGCUCCCAAACGCAGAGGCCCCAAGAAGAAGAAAAUGACCAAAGCUAGACAAGAGAGGUUUCGUGCUCGACGGAUCAAGGCCAACGCUAGAGAACGUUCACGUAUGCAUGGGCUGAAUGAUGCUCUGGAUAAUCUUCGCAGAGUGAUGCCCUGCUACUCCAAGACACAGAAGCUGUCAAAGAUUGAGACUCUGCGGCUUGCCCGCAACUACAUCUGGGCCCUGUCUGAAGUGCUUGAGAGUGGUCAGUCCCCAGAGAGCCAUGGUUUUGUGGAGAUGCUAUGCAAAGGUCUGUCUCAGCCCACUAGUAAUCUAGUGGCUGGCUGCCUGCAGUUGGGAUCCACACCAGUACUGAAGCUGGAGGACAAGUGUGGAGGUCCAGGGAUGGGUGGCAUAGCAGGUCAGGCUGGUCAUCCUCUCAGUUUCCCAUCCCCAGGCCUUCCAAGCCCCCCCUAUGGAUCCCUGGAGGCAUCCCACCUUCUCCAGAUGAAGGGGUUCAAGGGGCCCACUUAUGACAACCCCUCCUCAAAUGAGUGCAGCAGCGGCACUCCACCAUACGAUGGGCCUCUAACUCCCCCUCUGAGUAUCAGUGGCAACUUUACCCUGAAGCAGGAACCCUCUCCCCAUGAGUCAGACAGGAACUUCACAUCCCACGCUGGUCACCAUGCCCACUACCUCUCCUCUCACCAUUACUCCACUUCCACAACUGGCAGCCUAGUAGCAGGCCCUCAGGCCCACCCACUGUUUCAGGCUUCCCGUUAUGAGCUGCCCCUGGAUGUGGCCUUUGACUCAUUCACUCCCCCUCACCUGGUCACUUCACAGAUGGGCAGCAUCUGAAAUGUGUGAGAGAGAAGCAGCGAGUGAAUCCACAGUCACACCGGCCAGUGGAGACAUGUUGUUACUGUAUAAACUGCUGUAAAGAUUGGGGCUGUGGUACUGGCUGUACAGAGAAUGGUACUGAACACUCAGAGAGACUUCACCUCAGCUCAAUCUACCUGAUAAAACAUGCACCCAUAAAUUUUAAUAUUUUAUUUAUUGUUUUUGUAAUGGUCAUAUGUUGAUAUUUGGAUUAUAAUUAUUUUGUUAAUGAGUCAUAUCCUCAGUUGUUGUCAAUUGUUGGAACUAAGAAUUAGAUGACCAAAUAUCUGCAUGUAUGCACCACACAGGUGCUUUAAGUGCAGGGUUAAAAAGUAAAACAAAAAAAAACAAAAAAAAACAAAAACAAACAAACAGCACAAUAUGACAGCUUUGUAAGAAAAGUUUGCAGAAUGAUUUCAAAGUCAUCCAACUUAAGUCUGAACUGUGCACUGGGGCCUGCAGUCAAUGUUUCUCCCACCAUAAAAAAGCAAUGCAUAUUUAUAUCUGUAUUUAAUAUUUAUUUUGAUAACGUCUUGUCCUUUUUUUUGUAUUUUUCACAGCACAGCUUUUUUUUCACUGUCUUCUUGGUUUGAUGUCAGUCACUCGCACCUGUACUGUAUUUAAAUUAUUUAUUCGAGGUCUUUCAGGUACUAUGUUCAUUUGGUGUAACAAUUUUUGUCAGACGAUACUGUUGUAAAUAUUUUGCUGUUUCGCACUUAAUUGAAUAAAUAUUCUUAUAUUAUAUGCUA
Molecule: messenger RNA, 2040 nt
Organism: Sphaeramia orbicularis (orbiculate cardinalfish)
Lineage: Eukaryota; Metazoa; Chordata; Actinopteri; Kurtiformes; Apogonidae
Gene: neurod4
Product: neuronal differentiation 4
Exons: 2
Coding region: 203-1270 (355 amino acids)
Biological process (GO): axon development; camera-type eye development; positive regulation of transcription by RNA polymerase II
Cellular component (GO): nucleus
Molecular function (GO): protein dimerization activity; DNA-binding transcription factor activity, RNA polymerase II-specific; E-box binding
Source: RefSeq, a predicted model, not a curated record